Molecule: messenger RNA, 7804 nt
Organism: Micropterus salmoides (largemouth bass)
Lineage: Eukaryota; Metazoa; Chordata; Actinopteri; Centrarchiformes; Centrarchidae
Gene: fem1b
Product: fem-1 homolog b
Exons: 2
Coding region: 495-2378 (627 amino acids)
Molecular function (GO): protein binding
Source: RefSeq, a predicted model, not a curated record
GGAGGUGUUUUUAAGUUGAACGGUAACUUCCGGCAAGUGAGUAGUUAGUGUGAAAGGUGAAAGUGUUUGUGUUUAUUCUUGAAAUCUUUUGUCGCUUUUUUGAGUUUUACACAGAGCCCCCACUAGAUGAUGUAUUUUUUUUAAAGGCGAGUAACACGACACGGGCUCUGUCUAAUCAAACCCGGAAGCUGAAGACGGUGUUGACCAGUUAGCUAACGUUAGCACAGUAGCUAACCGGCUAGCUGCCCCAGCUGACUCCAGAGGCUCCGGAGACCCAGAAGCUGGACGCUCGGCAUCGGACAGUUAAGCUUAAAGCUUCACCAGUCGGUAUUACUAACGUUUCUCCUGUAGCCAUAACGGAGAAAAUACAUUUUUCAUGUGUGCACUGGGGCCGCUUUCGACAUUUUAAUGGGAGGCGGCUUGCUUUGGAGGAUUGGACAUUGCGGGCGCCAGUUGCGAAGAAAGCGGAGGUCCUGGCUACCUGUCGGGCGCAGAUGGAGUCUCUGGCCGGCUACGUGUACAAGGCAGCCAGCGAGGGCCGAGUCCUGACCCUGGCCGCGCUGCUGCUCAACCACUCGGAGGCGGAGACCCAGUAUCUGCUGAGCUAUGUGACCCAGCUGGCCGGGCAGAGGUCCACUCCUCUGAUCAUCGCGGCCCGGAACGGACACGACAAAGUGGUCCGGCUGCUCCUGGACCACUACAGGGUGGACACCGAGCAGACCGGGACGGUUCGCUUUGACGGCUACGUCAUCGACGGGGCCACAGCGCUGUGGUGUGCAGCUGGAGCGGGGCACUUUGAGGUGGUGCGCCUGCUGGUGAGUCACCGUGCCAACGUUAACCACACCACGAUCACCAACUCCACCCCCUUGCGGGCCGCCUGCUUCGACGGGCGCCUGGACAUCGUCCGCUACCUGGUGGAACACAACGCCGACAUCAGCAUCACCAACAAGUACAACAACACCUGUCUGAUGAUCGCAGCCUAUAAGGGCCACACAGAUGUCGUGAAGUUCCUGCUGGAGCAGGGGGCGGAUCCCAACGCCAAGGCCCACUGUGGGGCCACUGCCCUGCACUUUGCAGCUGAGGCGGGCCAUCUGGAGAUUGUAAAAGAGCUGGUGCGCUGUCAGGCCGCCAUGGUGGUGAACGGACACGGCAUGACGCCGCUGAAGGUCGCUGCGGAGAGCUGCAAAGCAGACGUGGUGGAGCUGCUGCUGGCGCACGCCGACUGCGACCCGUGCAGCCGCAUCGAGGCCCUGGAGCUGCUGGGCGCCUCGUUCGCCAACGACCGGGAGAACUACGACAUCCAGAAGACGUACCACUACCUGCAGACGGCCAUGACGGAGCGCUACUGUGACCCAGAAAACGUCAUCGACAAGGAGCUGCUGCCGCCCAUCGAGGCCUACGGGGGGCGCUGUGAGUGCCGGACACCCCAAGAACUGGAUGCCAUCCGCGUGGACAGGGACGCUCUGCACAUGGAGGGGCUGAUGAUUCGGGAGCGCAUCCUGGGUUCAGACAAUAUCGACGUGUCGCACCCCAUCAUAUAUCGUGGCGCCGUCUACGCUGAUAACAUGGAGUUUGAACAGUGCAUCAAACUGUGGCUUCACGCGCUCCGUCUGCGGCAGAAAGGCAACCGGAACACGCACAAGGACCUGCUGCGCUUCGCCCAGGUCUUCUCCCAGAUGGUCCACCUGAAGGAGCAGGUUUUGGCCUCAGCCGUGGAGCAGGUGUUGAGCUGCAGCGUGGUGGAGAUUCAGCGAAGCAUGGCCCGAGUGGAGACGGCGGCUGAACCAGAGCUGCCGCAGGCCUUGGACAGUUACGAGUCAAACGUUUUUACCUUUCUGUACCUCGCCUGCAUUUCUACCAAGACGACCUGCGGCGACGAGGAGCGCGCCCGCAUCAACAAGCACAUCUACAACCUGAUCCAGCUGGACCCGCGGUCCCGUGAAGGCUCCUCUCUGCUCCACCUGGCCAUCAGCUCCACCACACCGGUCGACGACUUCCACACCAACGACGUCUGCAGCUUCCCCAGCGCGCAGGUCACCAAGCUGCUGCUGGACUGCGGCGCGCAGGUCAACGCCGUCGACCACGAAGGCAACACCCCGCUGCACGUCAUCGUCCAGUACAACCGGCCCAUCAGCGACUUCCUCACGCUGCACGCCAUCAUCAUCAACCUGGUGGAGGCCGGCGCCCACACGGACAUGACCAACAAGCAGAAGAAGACCCCUCUGGACAAGAGCACCACCGGCGUGUCGGAGAUCCUGCUGAAGACGCAGAUGAAGAUGAGCCUCAAGUGCCUGGCGGCGCGCGCCGUCCGGCAGCACCAGAUCACCUACCGCAACCAGAUCCCCAAAACGCUGGAGGAGUUCGUGGAGUUCCACUGAAACGGACCUGAGAGCUGAAGCAUCAACACGAACCAAUGACAGACAGACUUUGUUGUUUUUAAAGAAUUUCUUAUAAUUUUCUAACAAGUCCAAACGGUGCUGAGGAUGAUGGUCCAGUACUAAAGCUUUUAUAAAAGAACCUGGUCGGCUUUUUUCCUCGAGUAUUAAUUGCUAAAAACCAGACGGCAGUCCGUCGGCCUGUCUGCGUCUCCGGGGCCGCUUGGUCACCGCGAGACGUCCGAGGAAACUGCAGCAGGUUGGUGCAGAGAGAGGACGGCAGCGACGCCACGCCGCUGCUUCUUGUUUUGCCUUAUGUUCAUGGCCGUCACGCACGCCAUGUUACUGUGAUUCCACAGUCUGAGUGAAUGAGAGAGUGAGUGUCUGCAGAGAAGCAGCCGACCUCGAGCGUUCACCCCGCAGAUCAGCCGUCACACAUAUCGUUAUUUUUUAAUAUGAGAAAUAGUUUUCACUGGGUUUGAGGGUUGAGGAAGGACGGCAGAAUAAGGACACGUGAUCUGAUCUGGACAGAAUUUAUACUAACAAACAAUCGGGAUUUUCAGGAAGUUUAUUUUUAAAAGUUUGCUGGUAUUUGUUUUUCUCUCGGGCCGUUUCAGUGAAACUGCACUAUGUGGCGUAACGUAUGCAGACACUUGCUUCUGAUCUGGGGCUGAUUUUCCUGAUUCCUCCUCCUCAGUUGUAAUGAAGGGAAAUCUUAAAGCUCCAGCAUGAAAUGAUGCUUGAGAUGGCUGCUUCCAAACCUUUGUGUGACCUCUCUUCACAGGUUUUGAUAUGUCUGUGAUUCCAGACUGGAUAAUAAAAAAAAGAAGUGACUUUUCCCCCAAACUGUUUAUUUGACAGAGAAAUGGUGAAAGUAUCUUUAUAAUUAUGUAAAAUGUUUUUAAUUCUCUCCCAUCUUGUGACCCCUCAGAUUUAUUUAUUUAGCAGUUUUGGACGGUAGUGUUCUUCCGGCUUUGUCCCCUUUUCUGUUUUAAUAUGAAAGUCCACAAAGAGCUGUUCCUUUUUAUGGUUUAAGAAAAAAAGUCUUGAGUCAAACGCUGGUCAAAAUGUUGGGGAGGUGCGUGGAUUUCACACCACGGGGUGGAGCAGCACAUUGAUGUCUGUAGUGUCCACAUACUUUUGGCCAUGUAGUGUACUUUUCCUUGCGAUUGAAACUAUAAACCAAAUAUUUCCUGGACACGGUGCGGUCGUUUGAUUGACACCAUAGAUGCGCGUACGUGAGCUUUUAUUUUGAAAGGUGUAUCUGAGGAUGUGAGUACAGAAACUACGAAUGUUCUUCCAGACGGAAAUCCAUAUUUUAACUUGCAGUUCUUAUUUCUUUUUUUAAUAAACGGUCAAGUCCUGGAGGUGGAGGACGAGGUCACCAGGUUUACAUGUUUCCCACAGUGCUGCUGCAGCUUUAGCUUGGGUCACCAGGAAGAGGUUUAAAUGCUUCGCGUGUGUGACAGGAUUCAGUUUUAUUAGGUCCAUGUGAGGUCCUGUUCUGUUGCCAAAGGGUCUGACGCCGGAGUGGAUCUGAUCACAUGGUUUGUCUUCAUCAUUGCUGAAUUUUACUUUCUGCUGCUGGAGGUGAAAAUAGGACUUUAAAUUUGUUUCUGAAGCAUAAAGAUGUUUUGAAUGAUUUUGUUCGACCUCACUUUAUUGAUUAUUUAUUUAUUUGUCGGCAUGUCCAGCUGCUGCCAGUGUCCUGUUGGUGGUGUUUUGGACCGGGUCCGACUGUCCUCGCCUCCCUUCAGGUUCUCUUUACUCUCCCGUCCAGUUCUGCUCUGUUUUCCGUGGGUCCGUUUCAGAUGGUGUUUACUUCUAAACGCUGCAGCAUUGUAGAGAAAGUAACUUUCCUUUCUGCUAUUAUCAUCAUAAUUCUUAUCAUGAUUUGAGUCACAGAGCGAAUCAUCUGUAUUUCCACAGUAUGAACAACCAGUGAUCUUUGUGAAAACCCAGAGAGAGAAAUGUAUUUUGUUCUCUGCACAAUAAAAAAAGAUUUUUGACUCAUUUCUCAAAUCUCGUCUCCGUAUGCAAACGAAGAUGGCAGCAGGAAAUGAGAGAUGUACAGCGUGAAGCUUAGUGAGUGUAAUAAGGAAUGACAACAUAGUUAAACAGAUCAAAUAUAUCUUCAUAGAAGUUACUGUAGAUUAAUAAAAUAUCUUCAUAUCUGAUUUCAACUGCAAACGUUUAAAUAUAAUGCUGAUAAAUGGAGGUCUCAAGGAAAGCAUUAUUUGUCUGUGUAACAUUGUUUUCUUUUAUAUUUUCAUACAAAAUAACAUCAUAUGACACAAGAACGAAGAUACGUUGCAUCCAUGGAUAGGAAAUAUAGAUGCAAAAAGUUUCUUCUGGUCUUUUAUUGUGCAGCAGACUGAAGAGUCUUUGAGGACAACAACAGGAAGUGUUGUUUAACAGCCCUCUGGGGUUUUCACACACGGACAGGUAGUUAUAUUUAACAACAGGAUUACAUGAGAAGCACAAGGAGAACUGGGGGGGGGGGGGGGUGGUUAUCAAACAUCACCAGUUGUUCUUUGCUCUUUUUUUUCCAAACAACAAAAUGUAAAAGACCCCGGGAAAACAGCAGGACGUCAGUCGAGUCCUUGUUGGGGAUUAUAAGUUUGUCUGGCAGUCUGCGUUUAGUUUGAAAAGUGAGCUUCUGUUGUGUGGAAAAAAAAAAACCUUGUUAAUUCCCGAGUCUUCAUGUUUGAGUCUGAAGGAUUAGGAGCUCCUCUGAGGGCUGAUUAAUCUUUACCAGCCGCCGAUCGCACAUGAAACCCGCCGCAGUCGAGCUGAAAAACAAAGCCGUUUGCUCCGUCUUUCCUUUCUGUACAUGUGGAAACCUGCGGGGAGGAAAAGUGCUUCUUCACCAAACAGACUCUCUGGUCGCAGGAGUGUUUCACCCAGUGCAUCAGCUGACUUCUCAGUUCAUCUUUCACGCCAGAGUCUAGUGAACCGUCACACCAGGCGGUUCAUGUGUGUUCGGGCUCAUCGCAGUCUGACUACGCAGCACUUCUUUCCUCCCAGCAGCAGGUGUUUCCCGCUAGUGCUUACACGAUUAAUCGAUUAGUCAAUAAGAUGGAAAUCUCUGACCGCAGUGUUGACAGUUGAUUAAAGAAUAGUUUGAGAUUUUGGAAAAUUCCCAUAUUUGCUGCCUGACGGAGAGUUCGAUGUUCAGAUUGAUGCCACUGAUGAAGAAAUGGCCAGCCAGAUAGCAUGUUAAUGUUUUUAUAUUCGUGUCGUGCCCUUGUUUCCAGGCUUUAUGCUAAGCUAAGCUAACCAGCUGCUGUGGCAUCCAUCUGAGCCUGAACUCUCAGAGACCUUUAAUUGUUUUUAAGUCAUCUGUCAGUUAAGACUGUCUCUUAUUAUCGAGUUAUCUGGAGAUUAUUUAGUUUAGAUAACUGAUUUUUAGUCUACAAAAUGUCAGGAGAUAUUAAAAAAUGUCCCUCACAGCUUCAUGUUGCAGGUUUUUCCUUCAACCAACCAACUAAAAUCCAAAAAUAAAACAGAAAAGCUGCAGAAAGUCACAUUUGAGAAGCUGGAACGAGAGAAAGUCCGUUUUGUUUCUUGAUGAACGAUCUGAACUAAUCCAUUCAUAACAUAAUCGGUUCCAGCUUCUCCAGUGUGAGGAUUUGCUUCUUUUCUCUGUUGUAAACUGAAUAUUUAUUGAUUUAUUUAGCAGCUUGUUGGACAAAUAAAGACGCCACUCUGGACUGUUCGCUCUUUUUGUACAUUUUAUAGACUAAAAAAUGGUUAAGCACCAAAGCGCACCUCUGCUCUCCACAUCCACAGAUUGUUUUCACUGCAGCAGCUCGGCCACAGAGGAUGAGUGAGUGAUUAGACUGAAGAUACAGCUCCAUCAACCCGCAGUUAUCACCACCAUUUCACAUGAGUCACUCAGUCUUGGAAAAAUAAAACUUCUUCCGAUAAACUUUGUCAGCUGCUGCAGUGACAAAAACACACUUUGUUCCCCCUCCAUUUAUUCCUCGUGUUUUGAAGCCGCAGGAUGUCUGAGUCCUGAGUCUGCAAAGCCAGACUGACCUGUGAGCUCAGCUUUCAAUAUAAGAUUCACUUCUGGAAAACAAAGCACACAAAGGGCCGCUCUGCAGGGACAGAGUGACUCCAAGAACUUUCUAACUUUGCCAACACAUAUUGAAGCCGCAAAGCGAAUCGUGAUGCUGCUGCUGUGCGGCUCAUUUCUCACCUCACUUUUCUUUCGAGGCUGGUUUUACUGGUGUUGUGAUCGUUUACUUUUUCAGGUGGAGGGACAGUUGAAAUGAAGUUGUGUGCUGGCGUUGCCCUUCUUAGUUUUUGUCAUCAGGGUUUGAUUUUCUGAAACAAAAAGCAGCAUGUGAACGCAGCAUCUGUCCUUCUAAUCAAUAACUAUCUGUCCAGCGUGCAGCAGAGCUGUGUGUUUAUGGCCGUGUGUCCAAGCCAUGCGGUCCUGUAUUACAGAGGGGAUUUCUGCCUGGAGCUUUUCGGGGUUUAACGUGAUGAUAAUGUGUCAUUGGGGACGAACUCACAAAGGGAUUGUGUGGCUUUUGUGGCCCAUAAACCUGCACAAAUAAAACAAACUGAAACGUUAUUGCAAAGGGUGAAAUGUUGGUUACUAACAAAGCUAACAGCUCCAGUGUUUAAAUUUGGUCAUAUGCACACGUUGGCCCUUUUCAGUGCAAACAAGUCCAGUUCACAAACAGCAGCAGCGUGUUCACGGAGUUGUUAGAAACUGGAGCGCAUUUCUAACUGCCAGGCUUUCCAGUGAUCGUGGCAGCGGCGAUUAAAGCCAGGUGAAGCAAUCGUAGAACAUCAUGUGGGCACAGUUGGAGGGAAUCAAAGUGGAAAACAACAUGAAACCUCCCGCUGUUCCAGUCCAGCAGAGAGCAGAGGAGAGAAAACAGCUCUCCGUGCGCCCUGACGCAUGAGGGGGAGCGCACAGUUACAGCACCGCAAAUAACCAUCACUCCCACACAGUCACAUCCUGCAGGUGGAAACGAAUGAAAGAGCGGGGGAGUAAAUAGAUCAUCAGAGUAGUUUUCAUUGGCAUACAAACAUGUUGAGAUGCGACGAUGAACGUUUUGUUCUUGCAGCCGCAUUCAUGAAAUGUUACUGGGACCGCUGCAGAUAUUAUUAUGGCCGUGUUUGCUGUUGUGAAUUGGACCUUGAGACGCGACAGAUAAAGGUUGUAAGUGAUGCGCAAUUCAUGGUGCUAACAUUCUUUGUGAAGUCGCCCCUCAGUGUGCUGAUUGCGCUUUUUAACUCAGAGUUUUUAUUUAACACCGCAGGAGCACGUUUAUGUCCUGACGGCAGCUUUUCUGUGGCUGAAACGAAGCCAAAGAUUCUUUUCAUGUGUUGGCACGAUGUCAGCUGUGGUGUUCUACUUCAUGCAAAGUGAAAUUAAAGUCAAAUUAAAGGUCUCCUGUUUGCAUCCA